CAGCUUGCAGUCACACAGCCGCGUCGUGGCGGGCGCCCACGUGGCGGCUGCACCAACCCUCAGGGAGGGGGUGGAGGUGGCGGUUGUGGGGGCAGCGGAGCCGGCGGCGGUGGUGGCGGGGUCGAGGGUGGCAGCAGUGGUGGUGGUGGAGGCAGUAGUGGCUCAUCUGGUAGCCGUGGCUCCCCUCCUUCCUCCAAAUCCUGCUCCUCCCCCUCCUCCUUCCUCAGGUGACAUUUACGACCCAGCUGUCCCUGACUCCCCUGCUCACUCUGCCUCAUCGCACCAGCACCAGCAGCAGCAGCAGCAGCAGCAGCAGCAGCAGCAGCAGCAGCAGCAGCAGCAGCAGCAGCAGCAGCAGCAGCAGCAGCAGAAGGAGCAGCAGCAGCAACAGCAGCAGCAGCAGGUGCAGCAGCAGCAGCGGAUGGAGCAGAAGGAGCAGCAGCAGCAGCAGCAGCAGCAGCAGCAGCAGCAGCAGCAGCAGCAGGAGGUGCAGCAGCGGAUGGAGCAGCAGCAGCAGCAGCAGCAGCAACCGCAGGCAGUGCAGCAACAGCAGCCGCAGCAGGAGGUGCAGCAGCAGCACCAGCACCAGCCACAGCAGCAGCAGCAGCAGCAGCAGCAGCAGCCACUGCAGCAACCUCAUCGGCAUCGCCGCACCACCUCUCC
This is a messenger RNA of Closterium sp. NIES-67, 663 nucleotides long. The record is from the annotation of a GenBank genome assembly. NCBI's taxonomy places the organism in Eukaryota, Viridiplantae, Streptophyta, Zygnematophyceae, Desmidiales, Closteriaceae.